Molecule: messenger RNA, 3410 nt
Organism: Amyelois transitella
Lineage: Eukaryota; Metazoa; Arthropoda; Insecta; Lepidoptera; Pyralidae
Gene: chif
Exons: 7
Coding region: 191-3013 (940 amino acids)
Biological process (GO): regulation of cell cycle phase transition; positive regulation of nuclear cell cycle DNA replication
Cellular component (GO): nucleus; Dbf4-dependent protein kinase complex
Molecular function (GO): nucleic acid binding; zinc ion binding; protein serine/threonine kinase activator activity
Source: RefSeq, a predicted model, not a curated record
CUGUCAUUGACAUUUCGACAUUCGAAACAUAAUCCACAAAACGAAAUGCAUUUUUCGCAUUUCUUUUCAAUACAAAAACAAUAUUAUAUAAUUAAAGUGCUUGUAAUGAGGUUGUUUAAAUUAAAUCUUGAUUGCAAAGGGGAACUAACUUUAAUGUGGUGACGUGUGUUAAGUCACAAAGUGAAGAAAGAUGGUUUCAACCAUCUCGACACUAAAUCUUGAUGAAAAAUAUAACAAAGUUCGACAAAAUUUUUGUUUUUAUUUGGACAUACAAGAUCAUGGACUCGCUAGAUCUAUAUCACGUAGAAUCCAGGACAUGGGAUUGCAUCAAGAAAUAUUCCUAACAUCCCGAGUCACCCACGUUGUGCGCGAUAGGGCUCCGUCGCGCGGCGGCCCCGCGUUGCCGCGAUGCGCGCGGCGCCGUGAGCCAGCCCGCGCCCGCGCCGAUGCCAUGCUGCAGAGCGUGCGCCCCGACCACCAGCCUGUCCGUACGCAUACGAACUACGUUCAGCUUACUGUGCAGAAGGCUAUAAGUCUAUUGGAUAAAUUGUAUGACACCUUCUUCGCGGCCCCACGCAAAGCGCAUGUGAGAUACUUCACAAAACAUUUUAUCAAGAUUGAAUUUCUGGACAAAGUGUGCCGACCAGUUUUCAAAGAAUUCGAUGAAUGGCCGCAUUUAUCGUUAGAUCCGGAUCCGCCUAAAGAAAGAAAAGACAAAAAGGAAACGCCGCAGACGCUGAACAACAAUAUACCUACUGCAGGUCAGAAAAUGACAAGGAAAAGUCGGCCGCGCAUAAAAGAGAGAGAAGACAAAGAGGCGAAAGGAGGGUACUGUGAGAUGUGCAACACUGACUACGCGGACGCGGCGCUGCACCGGCGCUCCCCGCACCACCUCGCCUUCGUCCGCGACCACACCAACUUCCUCGCGCUCGACUCCCUCAUCAGCUCCGGCGCUGACGUCACCACAUUCCUAGACAAAGCCACGCCCAUAAACGGUGAACGCAGGUCCCUAAGAAAAAUAUGCAACGGCGACUCGGAAUCACCCAAAAGUAGACGCUCAAAACGAUCCCAGUCCCCGGACUCGACGGUCAACGGUAACCAAAGUCCCAAACGUAACGGCACCCUAGAUGAUGAAAAGAAGCACAACACCAGAUGCAGCAAAAGGUUUAACGAGUCCUCUGAAGACAGACAGUAUUACAAAGUCGUCGGUGUAAGCACCAAGUUGAGGUCGAGCGGCGGGUUCGCGACGAACAAACGGAAGGAUUCCGCCCUGACGUGCAAUGGAACUAAACCUCUAGUCGUGAAGUUUAGGAAAGUGAGACGCUCGGAAUUGUCAGUGCUGAGCGACGAAGCCGAACAGUUCAUGUUUCCGAAGCGCGCCAGCUCGACCAGUUCGACGUCGUCUGAUGACGAGAAAGUCCUGAGCGCGAAGAGGAAAAGUCCUCCGCAACCGCCGCCGCCGCCGACCAAUGAGAGGCGGCGACAGGCGCGCCCUCUGGCGCUCAAAGAAGAGUCCUCAGAAGAGGACAGUUGGCCGGAGGAUAAGCGGCGGCGGAAACGGAAAGCGCCCGCCGUCGCUAAGAGAGGUCGGAGAGGGCCUGUCAAACCGGUUGUAGAAACACUAGAGACGUCAAUACCUCCAAUUGCCGAGCCGGAACCGGUGGCGACUCCAGUCGAAGUGGAAAUCGCUGAGGUUGAAGCGAAUCCUCCGAAGGAAGAACCGUCGGAGCGCUGUAUGAAGUGGGAAGACGGGCGGUUGAAGUACACGCCGGCGGUGGAGCAGCUGGAGUUCGCGUUCGAGUCGGUGCCGCGCAGCGAGCCCUGGUUCGAGACCUUCAAGAGGCAGGACCAGGACAAGGUUGUGGUGAAGAAUGUGCCGCAAUAUUUUGCACUAUACUCCAAAUCGCCAAAGUUACCAUACGAAAUAGGUCAAUUGCCGCCUUUAAAACCAAACUGCUGUCCAUUGAGCGACCUCGUCAAACGAGAGGAGAAGCCUGGGCCUUCGCGGUCCUACGGCACGCGGGGCAUGAAGAAACAGAAGAUCCGUAAACGAACGGCUGCUGUUCAAGCAUUGGAAGGUCAUUCGAGGAAGUCUCCAAGAGAACACGCCUCCACGUUAGCCAUCCUCGGGUCAGCAGGGCUGUUACAUCGACGGAAACAUCCGGACGACACGAAAUCAACAGCUUCUGAAGACACAAUCAGUGAUACUCAAAGCAAUCUCAAAAUAGAACCAGUCAUAUCAGAAACACAGGAGGCGUCCGAGAGGCUUCAACAGUUCUUGUCUGAAGUAUUCGAAGACGCCGGCGAAUAUGAUCUGUCGGAGGAAGCCAUUGAAGGCGAAGCUGCGGUCGUCACGUCCACCAAUGUCCCAGAUGUCUCCAGUUUGGUUUCAGAGUGUGAAAAUUGUGAUCUCAUACGUAAUGAGAUCAAGGAGGGAGUAGAAGAACAGACGAAGGCGAGACGUGGCAAAUUCAAGAAGAAGAACCGGACCGGUUGGCCGAACAAGAAAAAGGCGAAAAAAGGCUCUCGAGCAAGCAGUCUCGAUGUGGAAAACAAACUAGACAGUAGUUUAGAUCGGUCCUCAGUUGAACCACCAGAUGAUGAUACUACACAGGAUACAAUCAGUGAAGAAGGCCGGUCUGAAUGUGAAGACGAGAAGACCUUAGAAGAAACAGAGAGUGAAAAGACUUUAAUUAAUCUCAAAGAGGAAGAGGAAUCGCAGGAUUCAGAAGACAAAUGCGAAGCUACAGAUGCAGACGAGUCUAAAGACAGCAAGUUACAUGUAGAUUUGAAACUUCUAUUGCAGAAUGAGAAAAAGAAGGCGGCGCGGGAGAAGCGAACGUCUCGGUCGUCUGCGGAAGAAGAUAAAGAGUUGAAGAAGAAGAAGCGAGCGUUGCAAGGUUUAGGAGACUGGCUGCAGCCGGUGGUGCGAGUGGCGCGAGUGGACCCGAGCGCGGCGCGGCGCUUGCGGUCGUCGGGCGCGGCGCGAUCGCGGAACAACCGCUCCAGAUAGCCCAAUCGGGGCCUUCGGUAUCACUCCACGACCAGUGCUGGCUUCAGAGCCAGAGACCGUGAACGUACCAACGUUACCGAACGCCAUACGUGUAAAGACUCGAAUGCCCGCUAAGAUAGUGAAUAUUUAUUCUGUAAAUACCUUUUUUUAUAUUACAGCAUAUUUAAUUUCUAACUUAUGAUCGUGAAUUUUGUCAAUUUCGAGACGGGUUCGUUAGAUCAUUAUUGACGUAAUUGGAGGCUCGUGUAAAUAGGUGUACUAUUUGGUUGGACAUAUGUGUGUGGACGUGCAUUUAGAUGUGGCGAGCUUAGAUUGUAUAUAAAUGUUAAUGUAUGCUUAGCAAGUACUGUUCUUUUUCAAUUAUAUGAAGUUUCAUCAAUUAAAGUUGUAUAAAUUA